AUGCUGUGCCUCGUGUCGCCGUCUUCUUCGCCGACUCCGCUCCCGCCGCCGCGGCGCUCUCGCUCGCCUGCUGAUCGGGCGGCGCCGCCAGGGAUCGCGGGUGGCGGCAAUGUGCGCCUGAGUGUGCUGUCUGUCCAGUGCGAGGCCCGCCGGUCAGGGGCGCGGAAGGUCAAGAGCAAAUUCGCCGCUGCAGCUACUGUACAAGAAGAUAAAACUAUGGCAACCGCCAAGGGCAAUGUCGACCAUCUUCCUAUAUACGACUUGGACCCCAAGCUGGAGAAAUUCAAGGACCAUUUCAGCUACCGGAUGAAAAGAUACCUGGACCAGAAAGGCUCCAUUGAGGAAAAUGAGGGAAGUCUUGAAGAAUUUUCUAAAGGCUAUUUGAAAUUUGGGAUCAAUACAAGUGAGGAUGGAACUGUAUAUCGCGAAUGGGCACCUGCUGCACAGGAGGCAGAGCUUAUUGGUGACUUCAAUGAGUGGAAUGGUGCAAACCACAAGAUGGAGAAGGAUAAAUUUGGUGUUUGGUCGAUCAAAAUUGACCAUGUCAAAGGGAAACCUGCUAUCCCUCAUAAUUCCAAGGUUAAAUUUCGCUUUCUACAUGGUGGAGUAUGGGUUGAUCGUAUUCCUGCAUGGAUUCAUUAUGCGACUGUUGAUGCCUCUAAAUUUGGAGCUCCCUACGAUGGUGUUCAUUGGGAUCCUCCUGCUUCUGAAAGGUACACAUUUAAGCAUCCUCGGCCUUCAAAGCCUGCUGCUCCACGUAUCUAUGAAGCCCAUGUGGGUAUGAGUGGUGAAAAGCCAGCAGUAAGCACAUAUAGGGAAUUUGCAGACAAUGUGUUGCCACGCAUACGAGCAAAUAACUACAACACAGUUCAGUUGAUGGCAGUUAUGGAACAUUCUUACUAUGCUUCUUUUGGGUACCAUGUGACAAAUUUCUUUGCGGUUAGCAGCAGAUCAGGCACACCAGAGGACCUCAAAUAUCUUGUUGAUAAGGCACACAGUUUGGGUUUGCGAGUUCUGAUGGAUGUUGUUCACAGCCAUGCAAGUAAUAAUGUCACAGAUGGUUUAAAUGGCUAUGAUGUUGGACAAAGCACCCAAGAGUCCUAUUUUCAUACGGGAGAUAGAGGUUAUCAUAAACUCUGGGAUAGUCGGCUGUUCAACUAUGCUAACUGGGAGGUAUUGAGGUUUCUUCUUUCUAACCUGAGAUAUUGGCUGGAUGAAUUCAUGUUUGAUGGCUUCCGAUUUGAUGGAGUUACAUCAAUGCUGUAUCAUCACCAUGGUAUCAAUGUGGGGUUUACUGGAAAUUACCAGGAGUAUUUCAGUUUGGACACAGAUGUGGAUGCAGUUGUUUACAUGAUGCUUGCAAACCAUUUAAUGCACAAACUCUUGCCAGAAGCAACUGUUGUUGCUGAAGAUGUUUCAGGCAUGCCAGUCCUUUGCCGGUCAGUUGAUGAAGGUGGAGUUGGGUUUGACUAUCGCCUGGCAAUGGCUAUCCCUGAUAGAUGGAUUGACUACCUGAAGAAUAAAGAUGACUCUGAGUGGUCGAUGGGUGAAAUAGUGCAUACUUUGACUAACAGGAGAUAUACUGAAAAAUGCAUUGCAUAUGCUGAGAGCCAUGAUCAGUCUAUCGUUGGCGAUAAAACUAUAGCUUUUCUCCUGAUGGACAAGGAAAUGUACACUGGCAUGUCAGACUUGCAGCCUGCUUCGCCUACAAUUGAUCGAGGGAUUACACUCCAAAAGAUGAUUCACUUCAUCACAAUGGCCCUUGGAGGUGAUGGCUACUUGAAUUUUAUGGGGAAUGAGUUUGGUCACCCAGAAUGGAUUGACUUUCCAAGAGAAGGGAACAACUGGAGCUAUGAUAAAUGCAGACGUCAGUGGAGCCUUGUGGACACUGAUCACUUGCGGUACAAGUACAUGAAUGCGUUUGAUCAAGCAAUGAAUGCGCUCGAUGAGAGAUUUUCCUUCCUUUCGUCAUCAAAGCAUAUUGUAAGCGACAUGAAUGAUGAGAAAAAGGUUAUUGUCUUUGAACGUGGAGAUUUGGUUUUUGUUUUCAAUUUUCAUCCCAAGAAAACUUAUGAGGGUUACAAAGUUGGAUGCGAUUUGCCCGGGAAAUACAGAGUAGCCCUGGACUCUGAUGCUUUGGUCUUUGGUGGACAUGGAAGAGUUGGCCACGAUGUGGAUCACUUCACGUCGCCUGAAGGGAUACCAGGGGUGCCUGAAACAAACUUCAACAACCGGCCAAACUCAUUCAAACUCCUUUCUCCACCCCGCACUUGUGUGGCUUAUUACCGUGUAGAUGAAGAGGCUGAACGUCUUCAAGCGAAAUCAGAGACAACUGAUUCUAGAAAGACUUCUCCAGAGAUCAUCGAUGUUGAUGCUACCCCCGCCAAAACUUCUACCGCUACUAAAGAAGACAAGGAGGCAACAUCUGGUGGCAAGAAGGACGAUUCAAGCAAGAAGGGAUGGAAGUUUGCGCGCCAGUCAUCAUCCAAUAAAAAUACCAAAUGA
Miscanthus lutarioriparius is the source of this 2505-nucleotide messenger RNA. The record is from the annotation of a GenBank genome assembly. Lineage: Eukaryota; Viridiplantae; Streptophyta; Magnoliopsida; Poales; Poaceae.